Sphaeramia orbicularis (orbiculate cardinalfish) is the source of this 681-nucleotide messenger RNA. RefSeq names its product ribonuclease H2, subunit C (gene rnaseh2c). Lineage: Eukaryota; Metazoa; Chordata; Actinopteri; Kurtiformes; Apogonidae. Bases 85 to 492 code for a protein of 135 amino acids. The record is from RefSeq and is a predicted model, not a curated record. The transcript is spliced from 5 exons. Gene Ontology annotation, cellular component: ribonuclease H2 complex. Gene Ontology annotation, biological process: RNA catabolic process.
GAUUCGUCCAAUCAGACACGUCGAUAGUCUGUGACCGGAAGACGGCACUCACUGUUAACAGCACAUUCUCAAACUACUGUGAGGAUGUCCUGUAACAGCAAUGUGAUCCGUGUUCUGCCACCGGUGGGGCAGGAACAGAGAGUCCCAGUCCACCUGAUGCCCUGUGAGAUUGAACACAACGGGUCAGCACAGGUCUCAGAAUACUUCACUGCCACCAUGAAAGACCGCAAGCAUGAGAAGACAGUGUCAUUUAGGGGACGUGGGUUAAAGGGGCAGGAGCUCAGCUGUCCACAAGGCUACACUGGUCUUGUAUUGAAAGAGGUCAACAAACCCGGCUCAGACCAGGAGGACCGUACAGUGAGGAUUUCCUCUGUUUUUAACAAACUCACCUACUGGAACCUGGAAACGCCUCCAAACUCUGAUGAUACAAUCGUGAUGGCAAUGGACUGGCCUGAGCUGGCUGAAGCAAUCCAUGGACCAGUAGACGACUAAUUAGAAAAGAUGUGUUAGGAAUUCAAUGUGUACAUCACUGGCCAUCGAUUAAUGGAAAGGGUCAUGAAGUGACUAGUCUGACAAGUCUUUUUUUUUUUUUUAAUUUGUAAAAGGCAUAUUUUGUUGUAUUUUUGUGCAUAUUCCAUUUUUGUCAAGUUCAAAGUAAAAGCUAAUGCUGACUAAUGUGUA